AUGGAUGAGGUGAAAGGAACAUCAACUGCACGAAUGGCACUCAGGCAACGAGGAUCGACCGGGCGGUUCGACCAUCGAAAGUGUUCGAUCGCACCGGACUUCUAUGGGAAGGCGGAGCGCGCCGAUCAAGGUCCCAACAAGCUGAAACAGGCUCCUGCUCUCGUGUUCCUCGAGCCCAGAUGGGAACUCGGUCGACCUGGACCGUUCAAAAGAACCUAG
This is a messenger RNA of Fonsecaea multimorphosa CBS 102226, 219 nucleotides long. RefSeq lists its product as uncharacterized. The record is from RefSeq and is a predicted model, not a curated record. Bases 1 to 219 code for a protein of 72 amino acids. The transcript has 2 exons. NCBI's taxonomy places the organism in Eukaryota, Fungi, Ascomycota, Eurotiomycetes, Chaetothyriales, Herpotrichiellaceae.